Messenger RNA from Coccidioides immitis RS, 1554 nucleotides. RefSeq lists its product as uncharacterized. Lineage: Eukaryota; Fungi; Ascomycota; Eurotiomycetes; Onygenales; Onygenaceae. The record is from RefSeq and is a predicted model, not a curated record. Bases 1 to 1482 code for a protein of 493 amino acids. The transcript has 4 exons.
AUGACGUAUUUUGUCGUUCGACUAACACGCGAUCGGGAAACGGCAGAUCUGCGACUACAGCCAUCCGAAAGUCAGGCUCGGCGCUGGGAGCGCAUGUUUGUUGUAGAGAUCAAUGGCAGCACGCAGGGUGCUGGCAGAAGUGAGACGGCGGCAGGCAGACGAGCAUACAUGUGUUGGGAGGUCAGCCUUGGCACCUGCCAAGCCUACUCCCCUACUACUGUGGGCUCCUGGCUUGACCUGCCGCUAUAUAUGAGCCGUGAGGAGCAACACGUGAAGGUGGUGUGGCAUGAUGAGGAAUGCCUUGUUCAAGGCUCCGCUGCUGAUAUUCCCCCGACAUCGGGUGAAGCAUUCAGCAUGCUCGUCGAUUUCUGUCUGCUCCAUGAACUCGGUACCCAGUUUCUGGCUUCUUUCGCGGCAGCAUUAACAUUUCCGACACACAACCACUACAAAGUCGCUAUUGAACUCCCAGUUCCUGACAAUGCUAAAGAUUCGACCGGACCGCCUCCAGCACAACAAGAUGCGACAGACGAAUGGGCCGUCCUAAAUGAGCAGCUGCCUUAUUACGUGACCUUGAGCUGCAAUUACGCUGUCGUGAUUUCAAGCCUCUGCGGCUCAUUUUGGGAACCCAGCGUUCCUUGCAACCUAGUUAGUGCUUGGUUGCACCCUGUCUUGAAAGAAAUACCACGGAAACGUGAGAUCGUCGAUAGUCCGGGACGAUACACUGAGUUUCUCGCGCUUAUAUGUGGUUUUCGUCGUCCACCCAUCUUUGCACUCUGGAUCGGAGCUGCGAUUAGUGGACUGGUACCUAAGAUUCUCAAUUUAGUUGGUGGUGGCACACCCCCCCUGGAUCCCAACGGGUUUCCGUGGACCGGUUGUCCUCAGUCUUUCAUGGACCUGGCAGGCUCAGGACCGUACUUCGGACAACACUCUGGAGAAAGCAUGGUUGAAAGAGUGGAUGCCUGGCGUCUUCUCUACCUUCCGGUGGUCGAACCUGAUGGUCUAUAUUACGAGAGCUUCCCAUUCUCGCCCUGGCAACCUGUUGGCUUUACUAAAGAUAAAAAUUGUGUUUUCCGAGUUCGGGCCCACGAAUCCUGUCCGAGACACCGCCUUGUGUAUGAAUAUUGGACGUGGCAGUUGCCGAAUGGUUCCACUAUCCACGACAAUGGCCUCCAAUCCUCUGAACCCCGAAGCUAUCCAGAAACAGAGCUUCUCCCUCCAAGAAGCGUUGAUCCUGUCAUACCACUUUCAGAUCAAGAGGCGUCCCGCGAGGAAGCAACAGAAGUGUUCCGAUGGGUUUUGGCAAACCACGAAGGCAAGCCUGCUUCGGAGCCCAUUUACUAUGAUGACUGGAUAGCAGACUGCGACUACAGUGAUGGCUCGUUGCAAGAAAGUGCUGCCGGUGACACUUGCAGCAUGCCGGAUACCAGCAACCAGGGCCGACUCUCGAUUGUGGAAUGGAUGGAUGGUGUUGAGAUUUCUUAAGAUUUUUUUUUUAAAAAACUCAGUAGUUUCCCCAGAUCUUAAUCUAUAAUCCACCUCACUGAACACCCUGGA